AUGGGUUCUGAUUUCACCAUUACUGGUGAUGCAUAUAGUAGCACUAGUUCUAAUUUGACACUGCAUGAGGCCUCUUUUGGUUUCUUUGCGCUUUGUGAGGACAUGAUGAGUGCAGAAAAGGUUUGGAGCUUAUCCAAUUUUCCAUCUGGCCUCUCUCAUGAAAGCCAAUGUGUUGAGCUUCUGUCCAAGAAUAAUGACCUUGGUGGUGUUCUUCUUCCUCCCUUUGAUAAUCUCAAGUCAUUGGAAGUGAGAACUGGGACUUGUGGGACGUCUCUAGCUCAGGCGAAGAACAUUACUGGGAAUCUGAAAGCUAAGCUUUGA
Messenger RNA from Ilex paraguariensis (yerba mate), 321 nucleotides. The record is from the annotation of a GenBank genome assembly. NCBI's taxonomy places the organism in Eukaryota, Viridiplantae, Streptophyta, Magnoliopsida, Aquifoliales, Aquifoliaceae.